AUGGAGGGCAUUGACUUUAUUACUUUAUCAGUUUGUCUUUUGGCGAUUAGCGUUUAUGGAUUGUUGAAAUCAAAACAAACAGUGAAUGAAGAAAGGACCGCAAGAAGUGCAAUGGUUGGAUCCGGUGCGUCGGUCUGGUCCGUGACACUUUCCGUUUGCUCAGGAUUUAUCUCAUCGAUAUCACUACUUGGUUUUCCUGCGGAGGUGUAUUAUCAAGGUGGAAUGAUGCUUUGGUUUGCACCAAUGUACGUGAUAGCCUUUCCACUGGUCGCAUACGUCUUUCUACCGGUUAUUUACAAUCUGAGGCUAACAACUCUGUACGAAUACUUUGAGAGAAGAUUCAAUUAUAAUUGUCGAUUCGCAACGACAACUUUAUUCUGCAUUCAGAUGAUUUUAUACAAUUCUGUCGCUCUUUAUGCUCCAUCAUUGGCUAUUUCUUCAAUAACAAAAAUUCCAAUUCUUUUGUCGAUUUUUAUUACUGCUUUUCUGUCCGCUACUUAUAUUUGUGUGGGUGGUGCAAAAGCUGCAAUUCAUACAUCUGCCCUUCAAAUGGCUCUCAUUUUUGUGACAAUGACAUUCAUUAUAAUGGCAUCUUUAAAUGAAACAACACCAUUUGAAGUGUACAAAAAUGUCGUUCAAGGAAACCGCCUCAUUUUGAAUGAUUUUCGUGUGAAUCCCACUAUUCGCCAUUCUGUUUGGUCUUUAAUGAUUGGAGGAAUGGGAAAUGUUGUAAGCCUGUUUGCUGCAAAUCAAUUGAGCAUGCAGAGGUAUUUGGGAAUGGAUUCAUUAAAAUCAGCACAGAAAGUUGCGCUUCUUAAUAUCGUCUGUAAUACGCUUAUUUUGUUUUCUUAUGUUAGCGUGGGCUUUCUUAUUUAUUCGUAUUACAAAGACUGCCAUCCUAAUAUUACUAAUGCGAACGAGCUUCUUCCGCAAUACGUGACAGAUGUUCUUUCAAAGUAUCCAGGUGCAGUUGGAUUAUUCGCGGCAGCCGUUUAUAGCGCAGGCAUAAGUACCCUGUCUGCAUCGUUUAAUGCAGUUUCCUCAAUCUUGAUUAACGAUGUAUGGAAGCAUUUUCGUUUGCGAAAAAAUAUGGGAGAAAUGAGCCACGAACAUGUACAAAAAGCGAUGAGAUUUACACCAAUAAUUUUGGCUUUUGCUUCAAUUAUCGUAGCGGGGAUAUGCAGCCAAUUGCAGAGCAUUGUCCUUCAAUUAUCUUUCAUCGUAUUUGGUGCCGGCGGCGGACCCGUCCUUGGCUCAUUUGUGGUCGGGUUAUUCUGCCCUGUUGUUAAAGGUCGCGCGGCAUUUAUUGGCUUCGUUUUCGCUGUAAUUGCAUGUUUCACGGUUUCUAUUGGGAGUGCCAUUCUCAAAGUUAAACCAUAUCCGUUGGAAUUAGGUAGUUGUGGUGACCCGAGUAAUUCGACAUUCAACAUUGAUAAUCUAGGAAGAAUAACGUCUACUCCAUUAAUGUUUGGAUUGGACAGGAUCUUUGCGAUUUCGUAUCAAUACUACAGUGUCAUUGGAGUGGUUACCAAUGUUCUAAUCUCCAUUGCUGCUCAAAAGUUCUAUGCUCAAACGAGCCAAAUAAUGGGGGAGUUGGUUCAACGCAUACUCACGACAUCUCAUUUUCGCCCUUCUGUUAUAACAAUCAACACGGCUGCCAAAAUGAAACGGCUACAACGACUCAAACGUCAAUACUCAACUAUGGAGCAGGUCGAAGUCGACGAUAAGAAUGAUGGCACUCCCCAGGAGUCACAUGCCAAACCGAGAAUUGAUAAUGACGAUCACUUGUUUAAAUAUCCUGGAAAUUUACGCGGUGUGAAAAAACGGCGCAAACUCGUUGAAAAAACGACGGUUAUCGCAAAGAACCCCAAUUGUGUUACAAAAAAUGAGGAAUCUGCCAAAAAUGAGAAGAACGAAAACACCGCUAAGUCGAUGCAGAAUUCUUCGGAAUCAUAG
Messenger RNA from Caenorhabditis bovis, 1956 nucleotides. NCBI's taxonomy places the organism in Eukaryota, Metazoa, Nematoda, Chromadorea, Rhabditida, Rhabditidae. The record is from the annotation of a GenBank genome assembly.